Messenger RNA from Phytophthora sojae, 371 nucleotides. RefSeq lists its product as hypothetical. The record is from RefSeq and is a predicted model, not a curated record. The transcript has a single exon. Bases 19 to 219 code for a protein of 66 amino acids. Lineage: Eukaryota; Oomycota; Peronosporomycetes; Peronosporales; Peronosporaceae.
UCGACUUUGGUGCUGCUCAUGGAGACGCCGCCGAGAGGAAGGAAGCCGCCGACGCCCGCCGCGGCCAAGCAGCUGCACGCGCGGCUCAAGCGCCAGAUGGAGAACGAGAUGGACGUGGAGGGCAACCCCGAGAUGGAGCGCAUGGGCGACGAGGUGCCGGUGCACGCGGCCGCCAUCAAGCCGCUAGCCGACGACUACGACGACGACGAUCUGGCCUGACCUGACCUGGCGGGAUGCAGCAGCAGCAGCAGCCAAGUGACAAGCAAAGUGGACACGUAACGAUUGGUAUUUAGAAGGAACGAGACAGGACGCAACAGCCUUGGGGACAGCCAUCGGCAAUAAUCAGACACGACUUGUGCUCGCGCCUUCUC